Messenger RNA from Echinococcus granulosus, 1056 nucleotides. RefSeq names its product Transmembrane protein. Lineage: Eukaryota; Metazoa; Platyhelminthes; Cestoda; Cyclophyllidea; Taeniidae. The record is from RefSeq and is a predicted model, not a curated record. Gene Ontology annotation, cellular component: membrane. The transcript has 7 exons. The coding region runs from base 1 to 1056 and encodes 351 amino acids. Gene Ontology annotation, biological process: carbohydrate transmembrane transport. Gene Ontology annotation, molecular function: carbohydrate transmembrane transporter activity.
AUGGACAAUGAUACGAAUGUCGAUUUCUUCUCCAAGCUGAAUACACCCACAGCCGGAUGGGCAGCCAUUGCAGUGUGUGCCAUAUGUUUUGGCACCAACCUCAUACCUGUCAAAAAGUUUAACAUGGGAGAUGGUCUGGGUUUCCAAUGGCUCAUGUGCACGGGAAUCUUGAUAGUUGGAAUUGCUGUUCAACUGAUUGUUGGAAUCCUUUACAGAGUGCCCGAGUUUUAUCCCCUCGCCAUGGCUGGUGGAGCUCUUUGGGCUGUUGGAAAUUCCCUGACCGUAGUCAUCAUUGAAUCAAUCGGUCUGAGCCUUGGCAUUCUAAUUUGGUCCAUCGCAAACAUGCUCUUCGGUUUUACAACUAGUCGUUUUGGUGUUUUUGGAAUUCCACCCAAAAUACCUUCGAAACCGAUUAUGAAUUACGUGGGAGUUGGAAUUGCAGUUAUAAGCAUUGCGCUCUACGCAGCGAUUAAGCCGUCUGCGGAUAAGAAGUCCGAAAAUGAAGAAGAUAACUCAGAACUGGAUGUUGAAGGCGAACGCAAAUGCUGUCCCUGCGCCUGUGUUCCGGCCCGUCAUCUGCCCUCUGGUGUUAGACGUGCUCUCGGUAUCUUUCUCGCUAUUGCGGCUGGUUCCUUCUACGGAAACACUUUCGUUCCCACCAUCUACAUUCAGAGUAUGGUGAAGGGCGCUAGCCAAGCUGGUUUGGACUACGUGUUCGCCAACUUUGUUGGAAUCUGGUUGGCUUCGACAGCCAUCUUUGUGGUUUACGCUCUGCUGAAGUGCAACCAACCCUGGUUUCCAUCCAAACAGGCAAUGAUUCCCUCCCUUCUCAGCGGCAUUCUCUGGGGUCUGGCCCAGUCCUCGUGGUUCAUUGCCAAUGCUGCUCUGGGCGAACCAAUCACAUUUCCCAUCGUCACUACAUGCCCCGCCCUUAUUGCCACGCUCGUGGGCGUAGUCAUUUUCAAGGAGAUCAAGGGCAAACGCAAUUUCAUCAUUCUUCUUGUCGCAAUGUGUGUUACAAUUACCGGAAUCCUCCUCAACGCUUUCUCUCUGUAA